UAUUUUGGGCUGGCGAUAUGACGUCAUAAUUAUGCGCCACGCACCUGCGCUUGUUGUGGCUCGGCUGAACAGAGAGAAAAACUCCUGGUGAAGCAACUGAGAUCCACGUGACACAAUUAUAAAGAUGGCCUUUAUUAAAGAAGAGAGUGUAGACAUGAAGAUUGAAGAAACAUUCAGUGUGAAACAAGAAGAAAAUGAGACACAAACAGACCUGAUAGUGCUGAAAGUUGAGAGUCAAGAACUGAAUGAUAUGGAAGAAAAUGACCUUCAUGAGAAACAUCAUGAGUUCAUCACUGGAGAACCUUUUUUUAGCGACUCGCAGACUGAAAAGACUUCCUCACAAAAAACAGGAACUACAAACUUUAAAGUCCACAUGAGAAUUCACACUGGAGAGAGCCCUUUCACCUGCCAACAGUGUGGGAAAAGUUUCUCACUGAAAGGAAAUCUUAAAAAACACAUGAAAAUUCACACCGGAGAGAAGCCUUACACCUGCUUUCAGUGUGGAAAGAGUUUUACACAGAAAAAAAAUCUUGACGCCCACAUGAGAAUUCACACUGGACAGACCCCUUAUACCUGCAAACUGUGUGGGAAGAGUUUUUCACUAAAAGGAAACCUUAAAACUCACAUGAGAAUACACUCCGGAGAAAAGCCAUUCAUAUGCCCUCAGUGUGGAAAAAGUUUUAGACAGAAAAAAAACCUUGAUGCCCACAUGAGAAUUCACACUGGACAGACCCCUUAUAGCUGCAAAAUGUGUGGGAAGAGUUUCUCACUAAAAGGAAAUCUUACAACUCACAUGAGAAUUCACACAGGGGCAAGCCCUUUCACCUGCGAACAGUGUGAAAAGAGCUUCUCGCUAAAAGGAAAUCUUAAAAAACACAUGAAAAUUCACACUGGAGAGAAGCCUUUCACCUGCCCUCAGUGUGGAAAAAGUUUUAGACAGAAAAAAAACCUUGAUGCCCACAUGAGAAUUCACACUGGACAGACUCCUUAUACCUGUAAACUGUGUAAGAAGAGUUUCUCACUAAAAGGAAAUCUUAAAACUCACAUGAGAAUCCACACUGGAGAAAAGCCGUUCAUAUGCCCUCAGUGUGGAAAAAGUUUUAGACAGAAAAACAACCUUAAUGACCACAUGAGAAGUCACACUGGAGAGAGUCCUUACAUCUGCAAACUGUGUGGGAAGAGCUUCUCACGUAAAGAUAGUUUUAGGAUACACAUGAGAAUUCACACUGGAGAGAAGCCGUGUGUAUGUAGUCAGUGUGGAAAGAGUUUCAGAUGUAAAGGUACCCUUAAUCACCAUAUGAAGAUUCACUCAAGAAAGCACUAUUUUAUAUGUCAUCAGUGUGGAAUGAGUUUCCCAGACAGGAAACACCUUAAGAAUCAUGUAAUAACUCACACUGGAGAGAAGCCUUUCAUGUGCCAUCACUGUGGAAAGACUUGCAUAAACAAAUCAAACCUUGAGGUUCACAUAAGGAUUCACACUGGAGAGAAGCCUUUCACCUGCCCUCAGUGUGGAAAGAGUUUCACACGUAAAGGAAACCUUAACAUUCACGUAAGAGUUCACAAAGGAGAGAGGCCUUACAAGUGUCUUCAGUGUGAGAAGAGUUUCACAUUUCACACAAUCCUGAAACGCCAUUUACAAACUCAUUCUGGAAAGAAAUUGCAGUGUUCCUCAGUGUGAAAAUGGAGCAAUUCCAACAAUCACCUGCAAUUCACUUUGGAGGAAAACCAUUUGUGAAAAAAAAUCAUUGCCAUCACACUUACAGAUGCAUAAAAAAACCUCAGGCAAAUGUGAGAGACUAUGGCACCAGAAAAUACAUCUGUGUGAAAUUGAGACUGUUCACGCCACAGCUGAUCGUGGGCCACAUCUGAUUGUCCACCUUCAGGACCACCUCUUUAAAUUUUAUUUUUCUGCUUUUGUAUUUUCUUUUGUGCAUAUGAUCUUCACUGAAGGCCAUCUCCUGCUAUAGUUUAAAAUUCUGUCUUGUACCUGAAAGAUUAUAAAUAAAAGGACAUAAACUGAAUUAAAUAAUUAACAUUGCACUGCAUUAUUUGAUUCAUCUUUAUUGAAUGAAUGCACAGGUUAAUAUGUUUUCAAUCUGGACUUUAAUAUGGCUACUGUUGGGGCUCAUCCGGUGGUAUCUGGAAACUGGUUCCUGCUGUGAUUGUGUAAAAGCUAAACAUUCUACCUGUUUCGCUGCUUAUUUAGUCAAGUCAAUUUCAAUUUACUGUAGUAAUAUCUGGAUUAGUUUACUGACAAUUAUGGAACCCUGGGACUAUCCAGCAAUUUUAUCAGGAAAAAAACAUGGAAAUAUUUUAUUUAUGCUUGGCUAUGAAUUAUAUUUUAUCAGCACAUUUUAUUCUUUGUUGUAUUUCAGGUAGCCUGUAUGUACAUAUAGUUUUGGUGAAAUAAAGAAUCCUAAACAGUUUGCCUUCCUUUUCAUGUUAAAUAAUCAUUAGAGAAAGUCAUUUAAAUCCUAUAAAAGAAUUAAUUCUCCAAACCACUUGUCUUAUGUAUAUCUUGGGCUGAAGGAAGGGGAACACCUUAGGGAUUGGUCACACUAAUACAUUUUUGUUUGAAAACAUCUUUUUCUCACCAUUUUCGCCUCCUGUCCACACUGAGACAGCAUUUUUGUUAUGGAAGACAACUUUUUAAAAACGCUCUCCCAAGUCGAUAAAUUUGAAAACGCUGUUUUUGCGUUGUAGAGUGGACUGUUAAAACAGAGGUAUUUGAAAACGAAGCAUGUUUAGUCAUGUGAUGCAUAUUGUACUCAAAGAUAUCUGUUAGU
Molecule: messenger RNA, 2786 nt
Organism: Megalobrama amblycephala (Wuchang bream)
Lineage: Eukaryota; Metazoa; Chordata; Actinopteri; Cypriniformes; Xenocyprididae
Product: gastrula zinc finger protein XlCGF57.1-like
Exons: 3
Coding region: 125-1678 (517 amino acids)
Source: RefSeq, a predicted model, not a curated record